AUGGUUGAAGCCAUUAGGGAUCGAAGUUUUGAUUGGCUAAGCAGUGUUGCUAGUUCUUCAACAACUAUUGAAAAAAUGCUCGACACUAAUGGCAGUUGUAGCAAUGUUUCUGGAUGGGAUGAGCUGGUUGACCUCUACAAUUCACGACAGGAAUCAACAGAUAGCUACAUAAGCCUGAAGCUUUUCAAAAACAACCAGCUGACAUGUCCAAUAUGUGAGCAUCCGAUCUACUCUAAUACCUUGAAGGUCGAUUUCACAGUGAGAAAAUUUUUGCGACAUCUUCGUAAACACGAAGGAGAGCUAGACAAUUCUUUGAAAACCCCCUGUACAUCAUGCUUCAACUUUUAUAAGAAGUCUAAAAUGGACGAACACUUCAAGCAGGAACAUAGUGAAACCGAGAGGUAUGAAGUGCGUGAAGUCAUCUGUUUCACAAAUUCAACCCACAAAUAUCAGCAGUUGGUUGACUCCUUAACAGCAUCAUUGAAAAGUUCCUCAACUGCAGAUGAUUCUUGCUCACGUAUACCUGAGAACUCUAUCUUCACCGGAUCUACGAGGAUGGGGCUUGGGAAAUAUAGGGAAAAUUGCCGCCAGAAGUUCCUUACUAUAUCCGAUAGAAAAGCGCUUUUUCGUUACAAGUAUCGCCAAACAUCCAAUCUACCCUUUGCCUGGUUGUGCCCUCUGUGCGAUGAGUCAGACGCUGUUUCGAGGUGUUCGGCUUUUCAUAAUGAUAUUUCACUACGCCUUUUCGUGCUUCGCCAUUUCGCAGUAGAGCACCAUAAUCUUGAAGACAUUGAAACGACAAUACAACAGGAAUGGGCCAUAUUGUCAUACGAGAUAGGAUUCGAUCUGGAAUAUCAUGUCAUCGAAACAGCAAAGCUUCUGCGGCAAACCGAAAGGAACAAUUUUUUCUACACUCUCAGAGGAAUAAAAUCUGCUCAUCGUGAGGCCCUUGUUCAUGAAAUGUUCGGAAGAAGUAUGAACAAGGAGGAGAUCUGGUCAUCGGAUUACUGCAUAUGUAUUGUAUGCUUCAAACCUAUACUUAAAAAGUCUUUGGGUCGACAUCUCUCAACUGCAGGACAUGAAUGGCUGAAACCACAUUCGGAGCAUGGUGAAUUCCGCGAGGUCGCUGAUAUCGCUGAUGCGCCUUCAAUGACCAUGCAUAAUUUUCCAUAUCCUGCUCUUUGUUAUUCUAAAGUCUUCCGUAUUCGGGAAGUCGACGAUUGUGAUUCAAUUACAUUUUUGAAGUGGCGAUGUGUGCUCAAAAGCUCAGUCGUUGGUCACGUUGAGGAUGUUUUAGAAUUUCCAACUAAGGAGUUAUUGAAGAUCUAUGCUCUUAAACAUUUCGAGACUUAUCACCAGGAUUUCUUCUCAUCCGAGUACUUCCAAUAUGAACGGGCUCUCCUUCAACAAGAGUUACCUACUGGCACAGAUGUAUACUCUUACUCUCCUUUGUCAUGGAGCUUCGACAAUGAGGCAUUUGAUACCACGGUUGCUCUCUCGGAUGAUCCGAUAAGUGCUUUCCCAGUUUCACUGCUCUCAUCCGAUCCCGAAACCAUAGAUUGUGAGCAACUUCUCCCUAACAAAAUUCUUGGUUCUGCUGGUCGAGAAGCACUUCGUCAAUUAAAAGGAUCUAAUGAGGUUGGUUAUUUUACAGAUUCAACGGGUGCUAGGUCGCCAGCCACACGUAACGAAGAGCAAAGUGGGAAUUCGCAUCCUUCCUCUGCUGCUUUGGAUGGUGACGUGCACGCGGUGGAGAUUUUCGUACCACGAUCGGAGUGUUCAUCAGCUAAUGAUCUCACUCAAACGAUCAAUCACUCCCCUGCUGGCGCCGAAGAUACAACAGCAGGUGAAGUGGAUAUCAGUAUUAUAUCCGAGAGAGAAGAACCCCUUUUCAAUAGCCUCGUUAUGCCGAAGGGCGAAAGCACUCUAGCGGUGAGUACCUCUUCCAUCAGGAUUGCUACACCUCCCCCAGAUCCUGAACCUGUUGAAGAUCCUGAACCCGUUGAAGAUCCUCCCACAGUUAUCGAGACUAGUACCGAGCCUGAAGCUGCGCCUCCUGUUUAUGGUCCAGAUAAUCUAGAUGUUCAAGAGCACAAACAGCUCAUUCAUAAAAAAUUCCUAUGGGAAGGGCCUCCUCCGCCACCGCUAGAUGCAGAGCAGACUCAGCAGCUCGUUUGCCUUGCCCGUAAUGAAUGUCCGUUUUGCUCGACUGCUCGAGGAUCUCGUGGUUUGCGUAUUCCGGCUUUCGCAAAUGACGAGAUAAAGGAGGAAAGCAUGCUUGCUCACGUUGUGAAGUUCCACUACAAAGAUCCCGCCGCGUUGUUCCAUAUGUCAACUAAUGGUCGUCAGACUCCACUGAAAUUUUUGCUGGAGCCCACUAGAGAUGGAUGGCUGAAGUGCUCAUCGUGUGAGAAAGCUGCCUUCGACAGAAUCGCUAACCUACGUGUUCAUUGGGCUUGUUGUGUCAAUGUUUGUGGACGAUAUCGUAAAGAUCUUCGUGAGGGAAGACUGGUCCUCGAGUCGCCAUCUACCAUUGGUAAAGUUCCCAAGCGCAGAGGGAAACAUGAAGCAAUUAAAUGCCCUUUGUCGACGUGUGUUUCUGCAUGGCGCCCGAGCUUCAAGUAUCCCAAUUCCGUCACUCAAAUCGCACACAUGAUAUCUCACCAUGGAGCAGAUAAAGAAGCUUAUGAUACGGCAUUAAAACUAGGAGAAUCCGAAAAACUUGCAGAGGAAUUUCCUUUUUUGGAUGUUGCGAAGUCUUUCGCUAAUUCUGUGAACAGCACAGAGCUAUGUCUUCAAUGCGCAAAGUGUGAUCGUGGAUUUCAUUCUCCAUAUGAGUUAGAGCAGCAUGCUAAGCGUUAUCACCCUACAGAAAAACAUUAUUCUGGAGCGCCAAAAUGUCCUUUCGGAUGUAGUAAAAGAUUGCAACGUCUCAAAAGUGGUAUUACUGAUAAUGUUCUACGGCUUCUUCAUGUUAUGAUAUGCCACUUGCCGGAUCCGGAUGCAGUAUCGUGGGUCAAAAACUGGAUGAAAAAGCACGAAUCUGUCAUGGAAAGCGAACCUGUAUUUAAGUUUGAUGUACAAGAAUCCCUCAACGCAUCUGUCGAAUCCGGCGAAUGCCAUAUAAUGUGUGUUUGGUGCAAAUCAGCGUCGGCGGAGUGUGCCAUCGAGAAGAGUAAGCAGAGAGCCGGUAGGAAACGAAGCCUGUUAGAUCCAAGCAAAACGCCGCUUUCUUCCAAGAUACGAAAGCAUCCAUCUAUGACUUGCAAGUUAUGCUUAAAGAACAUCAUUAUCACUGAGAAAUACUCAGAAAGAGUGUCGACAUUUCUUCAUGUUCUCAACAUUCAUAUCAAUGAUCAGGAGGCGCAAAAUGCGCUUGUUACAGGGUACUCCUCUACAUGCGCCGAGGAAUUUCCUUAUAUUGAUGUUAAAGCUUCGGUCGAGGGUACUGCUAACAUUGGAAAGCCAGUGCUUCAAUGCGUCAUUUGUGGCUUCAAAACUGACACUUCAAGAAGGAUAGCAAUGCAUGCCCGUCAUCAUGAAGAUUUGAUGAAAGAUCUCGGCAGUUACCCGGAACCUUGUUCCCUAUGUGGCGAGAAAAUUCGCAUCUGUAGUGAAGUGAAGGAGUCAUAUCAACGGUUAUGUCACAUUUUGGAGAAACAUAUCACCGAUGAGAACCGUCUUCAAGAAGCCGUGUUUGCUUAAGAUUCCAAUGACGAUAGUGCGGUGAAGAAGGAGCUGCCUCGUAAGACCGAGUCGCCCAUUGUUUGCACCGUGUGCAAUCGAUUAUUGCUUCGAUCCUCGCGCUAUUCAAUUCGGGUUACUAUUCUGGCGCAUUUUGUGAAAUUCCAUCGUAACUCACCGAAAGACGUUGAGAAGUAUCUUGCAAGUGGAUCAUGGGAUGUAGCAUCCGAAUUUCCGUAUAUCGACGCUGUCACGUCGAUUAAAAAGGGAAAACUGCAAUGUGCCUUGUGUGAAGCAGCCUUUAGCGAUACUUGUCCGUUACUGAAGCAUGCCACGUCGGUUCAUGAGGGUCAGAAGGUGAGACCUUCUACUCGUAAAAGUACGGCUUCUGAUGCUUCGAAUGGAAAUGCGGCUUCAAAAGGACAGCACGAUUCGGCUAGAAGAGAUUCGGAUACCAAAUUGAAUAUUGAAGAGAUUAUUGCAAGAUGUCGCGAAUUCGAACGGCAGAACAAUAGGAACGAAAAGAAAAGCUGGGAAGCACCUAAAGCUUCUCGUGAUUCAUCAACUGCGGACGAGUCGUCAAGAAGCUCCAGCCGGUGUUCGCGAACUAACGCCCCGGUCAAUGAUCGUGUUCCUCGAUUACCAUUGGACCUUGAAGAAAGUACGCAUUGUGAAGGAGAUGCUAAGCCCAAGGACUCUACAGCUUCAGAUGUUGCCAAUGAAACGUCAAAGCAACCUGGGGAACCUCCUGGAUUCCAGCUGAAGAAAGAAAUUCUCGACAGUAGCGAAAGCUCGAAACUGUCGACGCCACCAAACGGCUCCGCCAAUCCACGAAAUAGCGGUCAGAGUAAUGAAGAAAGCGCUGGUCCGGACAGGAAGCCCUCCUUGACGCCUCAGCCCGAUCAGUCAGUGUCAGGGAAGUUAUUAUCGUGGCUCUCUUUGACAACUCGUGCUGUUCUUCCACCUCGCAAGGCCGAACUUCUGUCUCCAAAUGUUGAAUCUAAACCAGAUUCGACCGAAGGAAAUCUUAGAGAUGCGUUGCAUGGUUACUUGGAUUCUGAUGGCAGUAUCAAGUCGAAACCAGUAAAGCGAUCGUCGAAUGCUGGAACCACGCUGUUCGACGAGCUCCCUCAACGAAUUGUAAAGAACAUGGUGAAGCAAAACACAGCUCCUCCAGUGGAUAUCAGUCACAUCGAUGGCGCUAAGGGCUACCCAUGCAAUUUCUGCGAGUUCAGAGGACGUACAGUGAAUGACAUUCGACGACACACUAGUUCAGCUCAUUCUGAGUUUUUCCCUUCGAUGAGCACGAAAAUUGUCUCUCCUUGUCAUCACUGCGAUGAAGUACUGGAUUCUAGAGGGAAACUGUUGAAGCACAUUGGUGACUGCCAUGAAGACAUUCCGUUAGCGUUCAAGUGUACCUACUGCCCGAAAACGUUCGCCACAUCUCGCGGUGUACGUGAACAUGAACGGAGGUCGCAUGAGUCACGACUCUUCUUGGACGCGGAGCAUUUGGUCUGUCCCCAUUGUGAGCAAGAGUUCCAGAACAAACGAAAUCGUGACGAACAUGUGAAAAGGCACAACAAUCCAAACUCUGUGAUAGGCCGUGGAUUCUGA
Haemonchus placei is the source of this 5298-nucleotide messenger RNA. NCBI's taxonomy places the organism in Eukaryota, Metazoa, Nematoda, Chromadorea, Rhabditida, Trichostrongylidae. The record is from the annotation of a GenBank genome assembly.